Sorghum bicolor (sorghum) is the source of this 1437-nucleotide messenger RNA. RefSeq names its product wall-associated receptor kinase 2. NCBI's taxonomy places the organism in Eukaryota, Viridiplantae, Streptophyta, Magnoliopsida, Poales, Poaceae. The coding region runs from base 114 to 1301 and encodes 395 amino acids. Gene Ontology annotation, molecular function: polysaccharide binding; calcium ion binding. The record is from RefSeq and is a predicted model, not a curated record. The transcript is spliced from 3 exons.
GCACACAAUCCACAAUGGCAGCUCAUCAUCAGAUGCGCAGCUUGCUGCCGUAGGAGAGACAUACGUACAUAGAUAACAAGUUGCACAUACUCCUCCAGUACGUAGUCGUCCUUAUGGCGCUGGCCUCUGCACCUGUGCAAUUACCAGCUGCGGCGGCGGUGGCGCUGAUGGCGAUGGCGUUGCUGCUGCUCUCGGCAACAGCAGCUGCCGCGCCGCCACCGGCACGGGCACCGAUCGGGCUGCCCGGCUGCAACACCACCUGCGGCAACGUGAGCGUGCCGUACCCGUUCGGCUUCGGGCCAUCCCGCUGCUACUGGCCAGGGCUCAACCUCACCUGCAACACCAGCGACAGCCACCACCCCCCGCGGCUGCUCCUCGGCGACGGCAGCCUCAGGGUGACCGAGAUCUCUCUGUCGAAUCAAACCGUGCGUGUCAUGCGCACAGGCUCCAUCAUCAACACAACCGGCGCCGACUUCGCCGCACGUAGCUGGAGCGUCACGUUCGGCCGCGCUUUCACGGAGCACGGCUACCUGCUGUCGUCUGGGAACGAGCUCGUCGUCUCCGGAUGCAACGUCACGGCGAUGCUUUCCGCGGACAUCGCCGACGAUGGGGAGGAAGAAACCACCGAGAUCGUCAGCGCCUGUGCCUCCUUCUGCGCCAGCAACAGCGGCGGCGCCCACGAGAUGGCCGGCUCCAUGACAGACAAGUACUGCACCGGCACAUCGGGCUGCUGCCUGGCGCCGCUCCCUUCUAGCGGCGUGCCCAAAGGAGUAGAGGCCAGGUGGCUCUACAGUGCCACUGCCAACAACAAAUCUGCUCCUGUGCCGGCGGUGACUGUGUUCGUCGCGGAGCAAGGGUGGGUCGACAUGGAAAAGCGGGCGGACGGGGUCGGGGAGGUUCCCCUUCUGCUCGACUUCGGGGUCAAGCAGAAUUUGCCAAAAGUGCAACCAAACAGCAACGAUGGGUGCACACAAUAUGUACAACGCAUGGUCUGCAAGAGUGAACACAGUACUUGCAAUGCUGGGGACCAAGGCUACACGUGCGACUGCGAGUCUGGUUACAACGGGAACCCUUACAUCGAAGGCGGAUGCCAAGAUAUCGACGAGUGCAAAUUCCCCAGUACAGAGAAAGUGUGCUUUGGGGUAUGCAUCAACACGAUCGGGUCAUAUGAUUGCCAAUGCCCGCAGGGAACUUACGGCAACCCCGAAGUCGAAGGUGGUUGUGUCUAUUAUGACUUCGACGACACAGCAGAUGCGGUGUCCUCGUCGCGUCCAACUGCAUCACUAGGUGCGGCGACGUGAGCGUGCCGUACCCCUUCGGUUUUGGGCACCCCGACUGCUACUGGCCUGGGCUCAACCUCACCUGUGACAGAAGCCACAGUCCCCCUCGGCUGCUUCUCGACGGCAACGGCACCCUCCAGGUCGUCCACUUCUCCUU